CCAUAUCGCAACGCGUCGCGUCGCGUCCAGAUUCUUGGCAUCUGCUUCGCCUUCGUUGACAUUUACUUCAUUAUCAACGAUCUUCUCAAAAGACCACUAGCUGCAAACGCCAUCAAGACUAGGCGAAAGCGACGAAUCUGGCCCAUUUCCGUCAUGAUACGGCAAAGAGAAACUGGCCUUGACGUCCCUUCUGCCUGAGAAGCACCACGUCAACAACAAUCGGUAGAACAUCUAUCUGAGCCGUCAUGCCUGGCGUGCCAGGCCGUAAGCUAGGACAGAAGGUCGACAUCGACUUCACUCUCCGCAAAGUAUUCGGACGAGACUCAUUCAGACCAGUUCAACGAGAAGUUGUAACAGCAGCGCUCGACGGCCAUGACGUUUUUCUCCAAGCAGCGACUGGCUUUGGCAAGUCCUUAUGCUACCAGCUGCCAGCAGUCGUGGACUUCGGUAUCACCAUUGUCAUAUCGCCACUUCUUGCCUUGAUGAACAACCAGAUGGCUGGGCUUCGGGCAGCGAACAUCAAAGUGGAAACCAUCAACAGCACCACUCCUCACUCCGCGAAGCAAGCCAUUCUGGCCGAUCUCAAAAGUGGCCACCCUCUCACUCGUCUGCUGUACGUGACGCCGGAAUACUGCCAGCUGGACCAUUUCCGCAGCCACCUCAAAAUCGUCUAUGAGCAGAGAGAAUUGGCAAGAAUAGCAGUCGAUGAAGCUCACUGCAUAUCGGAAUGGGGACACGACUUUCGACCCAGUUUCAAAGAACUCAGCUGGUUCAAGAAGGAGUUCCCAGAUAUUCCUAUGAUCUGCUGCACUGCCACUGCACCCAGCAACGUGCGAGAAGAUGUCAUCAGAACACUAGCACUGGACUCAUCCAAACUCAAAAACUUUGCCAUGACCACAAGUCGACCAAAUUUACACUUCGAAGUCCGCUUCACCAACGACGACGAAGACCGCUACGAUAACUUUCUCGCCUGGCUCCGAUCAACCCACGAACGCCGAGCUAACAAUGCGGCUCGUUCGCAGGAACUGAGUCAACGAAACGAAAGAGCGACCAACGUCUCUGGGAUCAUCUACACCUGGUACCGCAAAGACACCGAAGAACUCGCAGCUCGUUUGCAACAAGAUGGCAUCGGUGCCAAAGCCUACCACGCCGGCCUCAGCGUCGAACAGAAAGAAGACCACCUAGAUGGCUGGGUCAAGAACAAAGAAGGCUACGACGUGAUCGUCGCAACAACAGCCUUCGGCAUGGGAAUUGACAAAGAUGACGUCCGUUUCGUCGUUCAUUGGCAAAUCGCCAAAUCCUUCGAAGGCUUCUACCAAGAAGCUGGUCGUGCAGGUCGAGAUGGCAAAGCGUCGAUAUGUAUCCUAUACUACAGCCGCGAAGACCGCGAUCGUAUGGGAAAUAUGAUGAUGCGGGAGAUGACGAAGCAGAGCGGGAAAGGUGAAUUCGCGAGACAAGCUCAGGCCAAUCGAGCGAAGAGCGUGCAGGCUCUAAUCAAGUAUUGUGAGUCAACAACGGCUUGUCGACAUCGGAUGAUUGCCGAGUAUUUUGGCGAGAAGGAUGAGCCGGUCUGUCAAUGGGCGUGUGAUCGGCAUAAGGACAAGAAGGGGUUGGCGCAGAAGAAGAAUCGGGGUUUGUCGAGUGAGGAAUGGGUUGCUACUCAGGCUCAGGCGGGGACGUAUUCGAAUGACUAUUACGAGUGAUGAUGAGAUAGACGCCUGUGAGCAGAACGAGCUAGCAUAGAACGUUGCAGCACAGAACAAUGACUUCUCUUGUAGCCAAAAAGCAUCUGGACGAUGUUCGAACUAUUUCUUAGCCUUGCGUCUGAUCAAAAUUAAACCGAGAGACAAUUCUAACCCUUCUGAUUACCCAUGAACAAAACGAAAUAUUGGCUCCUGUGGCCCUCAACUAUCAUCUGCCCCGAUGCAUGAUCAUCAUCGCAGAGCAUCCUCACUCAUCAAGCACAAUAACAUCCUCCUCCAUCUUCUCCUCAACCUCUCCAA
Molecule: messenger RNA, 2003 nt
Organism: Cercospora beticola
Lineage: Eukaryota; Fungi; Ascomycota; Dothideomycetes; Mycosphaerellales; Mycosphaerellaceae
Source: RefSeq, a predicted model, not a curated record